AUGCUACCCCAAACCCGGGCUCAGCAGAGACUUUUGAUCAAAGGGGGAAAAGUUGUGAAUGAUGACGUCUCUGUGGUGGCUGACGUGUAUGUGGAAGAUGGAGUGGUGCGGCAGGUGGGCCCGAACAUAAACCCGGAGCCCUCGACUGGACUUGUUGUGCUGGAUGCGACCAACAAGCUGGUGAUCCCUGGGGGCAUCGAUACUCACACACACAUGGAGUUCCCUUUCAUGGGUAGCAGGUCAAAAGAUGACUUCCACACUGGAACCAAGGCAGCUAUAGCAGGAGGAACCACUAUGAUCAUCGACUUUGCCAUCCCUCAGAAAGGUUGUUCUCUUAUUGAAGCCUUUGAUACAUGGAAAAGCUGGGCAGACCCAAAAGUCUGCUGUGAUUAUUCAUUGCAUGUGGCAGUUACAUGGUGGAGCAACAAGGUGAAGCAAGAAAUGGAAAGUCUUGUUCAAAACAAAGGUGUCAACUCCUUCAAGAUGUUUAUGGCCUAUAAAGAUGUAUACAUGGUCAAUGAUGAGGAGCUGUAUGAAGCCUUUUCCUGCUGUAAGGAAAUUGGGGCAGUUGCUCAAGUCCAUGCGGAGAAUGGGGAGCUAAUUGCACAGGGUGCAAAGAAGAUGCUGGCAAUGGGCAUAACUGGCCCUGAGGGUCACGAACUGUGUCGUCCUGAAGAAGUGGAAGCUGAAGCUACACAAAGAGCCGUUACCAUAGCAAAUGCUCUCAACUGCCCCCUUUAUGUCGUCCAUGUCAUGAGUAAAUCUGCAGCUAAGGUGAUAAGUAAUGCACGAAGAGAAGGAAAGGUGGUUUAUGGGGAGCCUAUUGCUGCCAGUCUUGGCACUGAUGGCACCAACUACUGGAAUAAAGACUGGGCUCAUGCUGCAGCAUAUGUGAUGGGACCCCCACUGAGGCCAGAUCCAUCUACUCCUGGUUUCCUCAUGAACUUACUGGCCAAUGGUGACCUGUCUGUGACAGGGACUGACAAUUGCACCUUUGACAUAUGCCAGAAAGCUCUGGGCAAAGAUGACUUCACAAAAAUCCCUAAUGGAGUGAAUGGUGUGGAGGAUAGGAUGUCAGUCAUAUGGGAAAAGGGCGUGCACAGUGGAAAAAUGGAUGAAAACAGAUUUGUAGCUGUUACCAGCACAAAUGCAGCAAAAAUCUUUAACCUUUACCCAAAGAAGGGCAGAAUUGCUGUGGGCUCUGAUGCUGACAUUGUAGUUUGGGAUCCUGAAGCUACAAGGACAAUAUCUGCAAAGACACAUCACCAGGCAAAUGACUGCAAUAUAUUUGAAGGAAUGGUCUGCCAUGGAGUUCCAGUUGUGACAGUUUCUAGAGGCAAAGUGGUUUAUGAAGGUGGAGUUUUCAAUGUCACAGCAGGAGAAGGCAAAUAUGUCUCCCGUCCACCAUUCCCUCCAUAUGUCUACCAACGAGUCAGACAGCGGGAACAGGUAUGUCAGCCUGUUCCUGUCAAGAGGGCACCAUAUACAGGCACGGUCGCAGGAACACCUGUCACACAAAAAUAA
Messenger RNA from Melozone crissalis (California towhee), 1524 nucleotides. It is a transcript of the gene DPYS, whose product is annotated as dihydropyrimidinase. NCBI's taxonomy places the organism in Eukaryota, Metazoa, Chordata, Aves, Passeriformes, Passerellidae. Gene Ontology annotation, molecular function: dihydropyrimidinase activity. The record is from RefSeq and is a predicted model, not a curated record. The coding region runs from base 1 to 1524 and encodes 507 amino acids. Gene Ontology annotation, biological process: pyrimidine nucleobase catabolic process. Gene Ontology annotation, cellular component: cytosol; cytoplasm. The transcript is spliced from 9 exons.